Molecule: messenger RNA, 2096 nt
Organism: Salarias fasciatus (jewelled blenny)
Lineage: Eukaryota; Metazoa; Chordata; Actinopteri; Blenniiformes; Blenniidae
Gene: slc2a13a
Product: solute carrier family 2 member 13a
Exons: 10
Coding region: 71-2038 (655 amino acids)
Biological process (GO): transmembrane transport; myo-inositol transport
Cellular component (GO): apical plasma membrane
Molecular function (GO): myo-inositol:proton symporter activity
Source: RefSeq, a predicted model, not a curated record
UUUCUUUUUUUCCUUUUCUAGACGCGUCUAAAUACAACUCAGCCGCCCUCUCCUGUGUUGUGUUUCCCAUAUGUCGCGAAAGCAGGGCGACCAUGACUACAACCUCCGGAGCAUGAGCAACCUGAUGGGCGAGCGCUGGAAGAAAGUGAACGACGGAGGCGAGCGGAGCCUCAUCAAGGCUCCGUCCAAUGCCAGCAUCAGCAGCCAGGGCGCGUCCGCCCCGGCAGCGGCGGGCUCCGCCGCCGCCGCCUCCUCCUCCUCCACCACCACCUCCACCGGGGAUCUAGAGCGGGCCGCCCGCAAGCAGUUCCAGCAGGACGUCACGCCCGGAUUCGUGUACGUCCUGGCCGCCUUCUCCGCCCUCGGGGGCUUCCUGUUCGGCUACGACACCGGGGUGAUCUCCGGCGCGAUGCUGCUGCUGAAGCGGCAGCUGGAGCUGAGCGCGCUCUGGCAGGAGCUGCUCAUCUCCAGCACCGUGGCCGCCGCCGCGCUCUCCGCCCUGCUGGGCGGCUUCCUCAACGGGCUGUUCGGGCGCAGGGUGUGCAUCCUGCUGGCCAGCUUCUUCUUCACCGUCGGCGGGAUCGUGCUGAGCACCGCCCCCGGGAAGGAGGUGCUGCUGGCCGGGAGGCUCGUCGUCGGAUUGGGGCUGGGGAUCGCCUCGAUGACGGUGCCGGUGUACAUCGCCGAGGCCUCCCCGCCCCACCUCAGGGGGCAGCUUGUAACCGUGAACACCCUCUUCAUCACCGGGGGACAGUUCACCGCCAGCCUCAUCGACGGCGCCUUCAGCUACCUGCGGCGUGACGGCUGGAGGUACAUGCUGGGCCUGUCGGUGCUCCCCGCCGUGCUCCAGUUCAUGGGAUUCCUCUUCCUGCCCGAGAGCCCCCGCUGGCUCAUCCAGCGCGGGCUGACGCAGAAGGCGCGGCGUGUGCUCAGCCAGAUCCGGGGCAACCAGAACAUCGACGAGGAGUACGACAGCAUCAAGAACAGCAUCGAGGAGGAGGAGAAGGACAGCGGGGGAGAUGGCCCGGUGAUCUGGCGGAUGCUGACCUACCCCCCAACUCGCCGUGCCCUCCUGGUGGGCUGCGGUCUUCAGAUGUUCCAGCAGCUUUCAGGAAUCAACACGGUCACGUACUACAGCGCCACCAUCCUGCAGAUGUCCGGCGUGCGGGACGACCGGCUGGCGAUCUGGCUGGCGGGCCUCACCACCUUCACCAACUUCCUGUUCACCCUCCUGGGGGUGUGGCUGGUGGAGAGAGUGGGCCGCCGGAAGCUCACGCUGGGCAGCAUGAUAGGUACGUGUGUGAGCUUGAGUCUCUUGGCCGUCGGUUUUCUGAUAUCGGCCCAGCACAGCCCACCUGUGACCUUUCACCCCCUGGACCCUGCAACCACCAACUCCACCUGCGCCAAGUACCAGCUGUGCGAGCUGUGCAUGCUGGACCCCGGCUGUGGUUUCUGCUACCGGGAGAACGGCUCGGCGCUCCUGGCCUCCUCCUGCGUUCCAGUCAAUAAGGCCUCUACCGAGCAUGCGGCGUGGGGCAGGUGUUCCAACUCCACCCUGAUGAACGAGCAGACCUACUGGGCCUACAACUACUGCCCCACCUCCUACUCCUGGCUGGUCCUGCUGGGUCUGGUGCUCUACCUGGCUGCGUUUGCUCCAGGCAUGGGUCCAAUGCCAUGGACCAUAAACUCUGAGAUCUACCCUCUGUGGGCGAGGAGCACGGGGAACGCCUACGCUGCCGGCGUCAACUGGACCUUCAACAUCCUGGUGUCCCUCACCUUCCUCCACCUGGCGCAGUACUUCACCUACUAUGGAGCGUUCUUCCUCUACUCCAGCCUGGCCUUGAUGGGAUUCGCCUUCAUCUACGGCUGCCUGCCGGAAACCAAGGGCCGGCGCCUGGAGGAGAUCGAGGCGUUGUUCGAGAACCAGCUUUGCUCCUGCGGCGCGACGGAUUCGGACGAGGGCCGGCAGGUCGAAUACAUCCGGGUCAAAGGUUCAAACUACCACCUGUCAGACAACGACGCGUCGGACGUGGACUAGGCCAGAGCUGGAGCUUUGACGACCUCCUUCAGGGUGUUUCGAUUCCGCUGUUACUGAA